This is a messenger RNA of Ictalurus furcatus (blue catfish), 3072 nucleotides long. It is a transcript of the gene alkbh5, whose product is annotated as alkB homolog 5, RNA demethylase. The transcript is spliced from 4 exons. Gene Ontology annotation, molecular function: oxidative RNA demethylase activity. The record is from RefSeq and is a predicted model, not a curated record. The coding region runs from base 948 to 2066 and encodes 372 amino acids. Gene Ontology annotation, cellular component: nucleus. Gene Ontology annotation, biological process: mRNA processing; mRNA export from nucleus. NCBI's taxonomy places the organism in Eukaryota, Metazoa, Chordata, Actinopteri, Siluriformes, Ictaluridae.
UAAGCUCUUCGGCGCAUGCGCAGUACAGGAUACAGUUUACUGUAGGCGAGUUUAUGCUGCGCUCUGCACCGUUACGCACCGGACCGGACUGAAAAUUCCGUUUCUAGGAAUUAACCUAAUUAUCAAGGGUUUUUUUUUUCCAUUAUUGAGAAUAUCUUUGAACAGACAAGAUGGAUUAGAGACACCGCUUCAUCAGAGAGGAGAGACUGCUGCAUUGCCGUUUUGUCGCUGCUUAGUUAGCUGUAGCCGAGUUAGCAAGCUAGUCAGUUUUCCAGUCUCUGGUUUGUGUUGAUGGAGUGGAAGCUUAGUUACCAAUAAACACUUCAUUAGCAACAAACCUCAACUUUUAUUCUUUGCUAAAUAACAUUGAUCCAGGAAUCUUUACGUGUUUAGUCCAGACAUAUCUGUUUAAAAAUAACCAACAAAACAAAACUGUUUUUUUUGUUGUUUGCUUUGCUAACAGUUAGCAUACGCAGUUGGUCCACAGCGUGCCUUCAGUCACGUCGCUAAUGCUACGUUCAAGUGUUGUCGGAAUUAUGGUUGAAUACGAAUUCCCAACCUAGAAGUUGCACACAAGUUACUGACACGAGUUAAUAAUAUUUUAUAAGUGUUAGGGUGUAUAAAAGUGCGCGUUUCAGAGGUCGGUGGUUGGUAGGUAAAUCUUUGUUUACUUAUUUAAUUUUUUUUUUUUUUUUAGCUAUGUAUAUUUUAUGUAUUCACGGUUUAACUUUUCUAUCUGUAACCGUUUGGAUAAUUAUGUAAAGAAAAUUGCAGUAAGUUAACUUAAAAGUAUAUGUACACAGAAUUAGAUUAGUUAGGUAUAUAACGCGUAGGUAGACUUGGAGUUAAAAGUAGUUGAUAUUAAUCACGCGAGUGACGGAGGAAUUGAAGGAGCGCCUGAACGCUGCGUUAGUGUUGCUGAGGCGCUUGGUACGGAACAUGGGCACAUGAACGGCUCGUCUGGAAGCGACAAACAAAACAACGAAAACAUGUCUACGAGUGGCUUUACGGAUUUGCGCGACAAGCUGAAGUCGAUGACGCCGCACAGGGAGAACAACAAAAUCAGGAAAGUCUCCUCCGAGCACAAGCGCAAGCGCAGCGACUCCGGGGACGAACACGAGCACGCGCACGAGGAGUCGGAGGCGCGCAAAGUGAAGAGCGGCAUCACGCAGGCGCGCGUGUUCACGCCCGAGGAGUGCGCGAGCAUCGAGGUCAAGAUCGACGAGGUGGUGGCGAAAGCGGACCGCGGCGUGUACCGGGAGCACACGGUGGACCGCGCGCCGCUGCGCAACAAGUACUUCUUCGGCGAGGGCUACACGUACGGCGCGCAGCUGGAGAAGCGCGGCCCCGGUCAGGAGCGCCUCUACCCCAAGGGGGAGGUGGACGAGAUCCCGGCCUGGGUGCACGAGCUCGUCAUCGACCCCCUGGUGGCGCGCGGCAUCAUCCCGGAGGGCUUCGUGAACAGCGCCGUGAUCAACGACUAUCAGCCCGGCGGCUGUAUUGUGUCCCACGUGGACCCCAUCCACAUCUUCGAGCGUCCCAUCGUGUCGGUGUCGUUCUUCAGCGACAGUGCGCUCUGCUUCGGCUGCAAGUUCCAGUUCAAACCCAUCCGCGUGUCCGAGCCGGUGCUGUGCCUCCCGGUGCUCCGCGGCAGCGCCACCUUACUCAGCGGCUACGCUGCAGACGGCAUCACACACUGCAUCCGGCCUCAGGACAUCAAGCAGCGCAGAGCGGUCAUCAUCCUCAGGAAGACGAGACCGAACGCACCUCGUCUGGACACGGGUUCUCUCAGCCCUUUCUCCAGUCCCACUUCAGAGAGACGGCAGGUCCUGAAAGCGAAGCGCUCGCACCGCAAAGCUGACCCGGACGCUGCACACAGACCUCGUGUAUUAGAGAUGGAUAAAGAACAGCAGAGGCGUUCACUCCUCCAACAGCAGAGUCGUCACGGCGAUGACGAUGACGAUAGCGGCGCCUCGGAGAACUCCUGGAGGAGGGUGGUGAACACGUCGUCGUCACACUCUGAACACACUUCAUCGUCUCGCCGAGUGAAGAUGAGCCGCCACUGAAGACCUCCGAUAAUUAACAACCGACUGUUAAUAAAGCACCGUGGCGUCAGACGCGUUAUAAACGUCGGCGUGUAGAAUCCAAUCCGACGGGCUGCUGGCGAGGAACGAGUGGUAUACUUACUGCGGGUGUGUUCUUAUUUAUACGUUUGUUUUUUUUUUGUAAGAAGGGUUUUGUGAAUACUGCAAGUUUUUUAGUUUUAGACCUCGUUACAGACUUCUUACAGCAGCGUUAAGAGCAAACCUGUGCAAUCAAAAACAGUUUGUUUUGUUUAAGGAUUUAAAUGUUCCCGUUCAGUCAGCUUUAUGCUGUUUGUCAAUUUCUGGCACCUUAAUAGAAAAUCUGGAAUCUUCUACGGAGGAAUCUUACUUUUUGUUUUGUUUUUUUAAGAGAUGCAUCGAUAAUGAUAUCAUUUAUGACUUAUCACAUACUUAUUUAGUCUCAGUCGUACAAAAUUUCCCAAUACCACGUGAUGUAAGCAUAGCGAGCUGGAUUCAGGAUCAAAACAAAACAGAAAAUAAUCUAUUAAAUAUCCCGUUUUGUGCCGUUCUUGUGUUUUUUUGUUUGUUUGUUUUUGUUUUUUUUCUUUUUCUUUCUGAAAAGAUGAAGGACUUUUUUUCCCCAGGUUUUCAGAUAUCCUUCUACCGACUUUUGGAAGUAAAAAUAGAAACAACACGUGUUGGUAUCAAAUCUAAGAAUUAGAUGCUGGAUUGAUUCUUCACGUCCGAUGGCUAAAUCAGUAUUCAGAUAGAGCUGAAACAUGGUUUAAGUAUUUAAUUUGUUCUGUCUGGGGAGGGGGACAUUCAGGGUGAGCUGUGUAAAGCUACAAUGGACAUUUUGAGUUGAAUUUCUUCACGCCUGUGACAAAGUUCUAUUUUGAAAAAUGACUUGAAAGGUUGUCGUGUGGUUCACUGUAAUGAGAAAUGGGUAUUUUUGCAUCAAAGAUGUACAGGCCUGAAAAGAAAUUAAAAGAUGAGUUUUCUAAAAAAAAAAAAAAAAAAAGCAAAA